Dovyalis caffra is the source of this 2247-nucleotide messenger RNA. Lineage: Eukaryota; Viridiplantae; Streptophyta; Magnoliopsida; Malpighiales; Salicaceae. The record is from the annotation of a GenBank genome assembly.
AUGAGUUUGCCCGAAACCGUAGAUUUUGCCCGUAAAUUCGCUGCCAUGGUCAGAAUCCAAGGCCCUGACCCAAAAGGACUAAAGAUGCGAAAACAUGCUUUUCACCAAUACAAUUCUGGCAAGACAACACUUUCAGCUUCUGGAUUCUUAUUACCUGACGCCCUUUAUGAUGCUGACUUGGCUAACCGGAUUUUGGAGCGUAAAAGCCAGGGUCUUGGGUUGGUAGUCACAGUCGCUUCUGUUAUUGAGCCUUUUUUGUCAUCAAAACAUAGAGAGAGCAUUUCUCAGGGUCGACCCGAGUUGAUUCCUGAUGCUCAAAUUGAUGUUAUGGUAGAGGGAAAGUUGGAUUUGAGGAAAGAUGCAGAUGGGGGUUUGGAUAAAGGAGCCUCUUGCUGGCUCAGCGCACAAGUUAUUAGAUUGGUUGAUGUUCCUGUAUCUUCCCUUGCUCUUCAAUCGCUUGUUGAAGCUUCUUCAGGUUCAAUGGACCAUGGAUGGGAGGUUGGUUGGUCUCUAGCCUCACAUGAGAAUGGUCCUCAGCCUUUUAUGGAUGUUGUCCAGACACAGACUGAGCAUGGAAAUGCAUCUGUUGCUGAGAGCCAGAGGAGUGCAAGAGUAGAAUCUAGCAAUCCAAGCAUUAUGGGCAAGUCGAUCACUAGAGUUGCUAUUCUUGGUGUUUUCUUACAUUUGAAGGAUCUGCCCAACUUCAAAACAUCGGCAUCAAGUAGAAGGGGAGAUUUUCUUUUAGCAGUGGGUUCUCCUUUUGGUGUCCUCUCUCCUGUUCACUUCUUUAACAGCUUGUCAGUGGGAUCCAUUGCCAACUGCUAUCCUCCUAGAUCAUCAGACAUAUCAUUGCUGAUGGCUGACAUUCGGUGUCUUCCAGGAAUGGAAGGUAGUCCUGUUUUUGGUGAAAAUUCAAAUUUCAUUGGAAUAUUGAUUAGACCAUUGCGGCAGAAGAGUAGCGGUGCUGAAAUCCAGCUGGUGAUUCCGUGGGAAGCCAUUGCAACUGCUUGCAGUGACUUGCUGCUGAAGGAGCCUCAAAAUAUGGAAAAAGGGAUUCAUAUUAAUAAGGAAAACUUAAAUGCUGUAGGGAAUGCAUACAGCUCUAAGUCAGAUGGACCCUUCCGUUAUAAGUACAAGCAUCAUAAUUCUUAUUGCCCUUCACCACUGCCAGUUGAGAAGGCCAUGACUUCUAUUUGUCUUAUUACCAUUGAUGAAGCUGUAUGGGCAUCAGGGGUUCUGCUUAAUGAUCAAGGUCUGAUACUCACAAAUGCUCACCUGUUAGAACCUUGGAGAUUUGGGAAAACAACUGUAAAUGGUGGAGAAGAUGGAACCAAAUUGCAGGACCUUUUUAUUACACAUGAAGAAUUUCCUAGAUACAGCGAAGUUGAUGACUAUGAGAAGAUUCAGAGGCUGCCCCCAAAGACACUCAACAUUGUGGAUUCUUCUGUUGCUGAUGAGAGCAAGGCAUACAAACUGAGUUUGUCUUACAAAGGCCAUAGAAAUAUACGUGUUCGUUUGGAUCAUGCUGACCCUUGGAUUUGGUGUGAUGCUAAAGUAGUGUAUGUUUGUAAGGGACCUUUGGAUGUUGCCCUUCUGCAGCUUGAACAUGUUCCAGAUCAGCUUUGCCCUACCAAAGUGGAUUUCGAAUAUCCAUCUUUGGGAUCAAAGGCGUAUGUUAUUGGACAUGGACUAUUUGGACCACGAUGUGGCUUUUCCCCCUCUGUUUGCUCUGGAGUGGUAUCAAAAGUAGUCAAAGCAAAGGCACCCCCAUAUUGUCAAUCUGUUCAAGGAGGGGAUUCACAAGUUCCAGCAAUGCUUGAAACAACAGCUGCUGUCCACCCAGGUGGUAGUGGUGGUGCUGUUGUUAAUUUAGAAGGUCAUAUGAUUGGAGUUGUUACCAGCAAUGCAAGGCAUGGUGGAGGAACAGUUAUACCGCAUCUGAACUUCAGCAUUCCAUGUGCAGUUUUGGCACCUAUCUUUGAUUUCGCAAAAGAUAUGCAGGAUAUUUCACUUCUGCAAAAUCUUGACCAGCCUAACGAACACCUUUCUUCGGUAUGGGCAUUAAUGCCACCACUCUCCCCUAAGCCAAGCCCUCCUUUGCCUACAAUCCUGCAAGAUAAUGAAAAACAAGUGAAGGGUUCUAAAUUUACCAAAUUCAUUGCUGAAAGAGACAAGCUUUUCAGAGGGUCGACUCAACUAGGCAAGGCAGAUAGCAUUUCAAAUCUGAGUUUUCCCAGUAAGUUAUGA